Messenger RNA from Solea solea (common sole), 3334 nucleotides. It is a transcript of the gene rgs19, whose product is annotated as regulator of G protein signaling 19. Lineage: Eukaryota; Metazoa; Chordata; Actinopteri; Pleuronectiformes; Soleidae. The record is from RefSeq and is a predicted model, not a curated record. The transcript is spliced from 6 exons. Bases 310 to 1020 code for a protein of 236 amino acids.
AGAAGGGGGAGGAGGAGGAGGACUCCUUCUUCUUCUUCUUCCGAUACAGCAGCGGCAAGAUAUUUAGAAAAAUUUAAAAAAAAAAAAAACAAAAAAAAAAAACCUCGCACCUCACCCCCCGGUGCGGAGCAGCUGAGGAAGAAAAAAAACACACGGAUGUGCCUCCGAAAGCGCAGCGGAUACCGCCCUCCGGACCUUAUUAAUGCCAAGAUUGAGAGGUCUGAGGCAGAAGGGGGGAUGACAUGCAUGUGUCCGGCCUGCUAACAUCGUUGAAGACUCGUGCACUAACCGACUGCCCGCCCUCACGACAUGACGGAUGUUCUGUAUACAGGUCCAAUCCCAGCCGAGCGAGGGGGCGAGCUGGCCAUGGGUGGAGGUCGCAGCGAGACCUCGGCACUGAGCGGGACGGGAGGGGGGCGGGACAUGACCACUGCCCAGAAUUCCCAGCGGCCUAACGCCUGCUGCUUCUGUUGGUGCUGCUGUUGCAGCUGCUCGUGUCUCACCAUCAGGAAUGAAGAGGAGAGACGUAGGCGGCAGAAGAGGAAGGGACUAUCACAGGGCACCAAGAUGGAAACCAUACCAAACUGUGAACCUUGCACCAAACCCUCAGUGGAAGAAAUUCGGCUCUGGUCUCAGUCCUUUGACAAGCUGAUGAGGAACCCGGCAGGCCGGAAUAUCUUCCGAGAGUUCCUGCGGACAGAGUACAGUGAAGAGAACAUGCUGUUCUGGUUGGCCUGUGAAGAUCUCAAACAGGAAAUGAACAAGAGUGCCGUCGAGGAGAAAGCCCGUUCCAUAUAUGAAGACUAUAUUUCCAUAUUGUCACCGAAAGAGGUGAGCCUGGACGCCCGGGUUCGCGAGGUGAUCAACAGGAAGAUGCAAGACCCAACGCCUCACACAUUUGAAGACGCCCAGCUGCAGAUCUACACGCUGAUGCACCGGGACUCCUACCCACGUUUCCUCUCCUCCAACAUCUACAAGUCGCUCAUUCACGGCGGCUCGCGCACCUCAUCUGAAUCCUAGUCCCGCCUCCUCAUACUCCUUUCCUGAUCCUACACUUAAAGGAUUGGUGCCAGAUCAUUUCACCUCCUGGUCCAAAAGUUGUUUCAAAAAGAAUCCAUAUCCUUCUCAGUUCACUUCCCUUUUUUUUUUUUUUUCUCCAAAUGGAAAAUCUCUGCAAGUACUGCCAAGACUUUCUCUUUUUCAUCACUCUUUCAUGUCUCAUGUCCUAUGUUUUAGUGCUGUUGCCAAGACACCACCUGUCCUCUCUCUUCUCCUCAUCUCCUUCCUUGACAUUAACUCUUACUUGUAGCCUGUGUUCUUUGCUUUUACUCAUGACAUCAAAUUUUAAGGCCAAAACAAAUGUAAAUGUGUACUUUUCUGAUCAGUUUGACAGGAAAAAACCUGACUGAAAGUCCACUCAUUAGCUUUUUUUCAAUCCUUUCAAUCCCAUCCCAGAUGCUUUUCACCGUUUAAAAGGUCUGAUAUGAUGCCACCUGCAGAGGAAGACUCAGAUAUAUGGUUCAAAGGUAAAUAAGCAAGUUUAAGGGGUUUAGAGCUUCAGAAUGCCAUGGCCCAAAGUCAAUUCUGAAAGUUCUCUGUAGUCCACUGAAUCCCUUUUACCUUUGUACAUGUAAGGAGUCAACAAAUGCAGCUUCAUAUUCAUUUCAUAAACUGUAAAAAUGACUCAAAAUGUGCCAUUUAAAUGUCAUGGCUUUGUUUUAUCAAUAUUCUGGUGCGCCCUGUCCUCCAGUCACUGAAAGAGUCAGCUUAAGGUUUUAAAAUGACCAAGUAUACUUAAGUAUUAAAUAAAUCACUUUUUGUUAAGCUACUGUUUCAAAGGAAAGAAACCGUCACACCGUCGAUCAGAGUAUAUUAAUAAGUUAUAAUAAGUUUAUAUAUUACCGAAAUAUGUUUAAGCUGAGACUCAAUUUAUAAAUGUGAUCUUUUUUAGCUUUAAGAUUCAUUUUUACCUCCUAUUAUCUCUGUCUCUCCAUCCCCACUCAUCUCCUGCCUUCAUCCAGUUUCGUUUUUUUUUUUUUUUUAAUUAUUAUUAUUUUCCCUCAUCUUCCAACGUUGUUUUCCCGUUUUUUUUUUGUUUUGGUUUUUUUUGUUUGUUUUUUUCACCUCGACAUUGACUCAUGAAUGGAGAAUGAAGUGAUCAUGGUUGUGGAAAAAGUAUUUCAUCUACUGUUACGUGAAGAUGACCGUUUUACUUUUGGGAGAAUUUCAUACAUUUCAAUUGCGGGGAGAAAAUAUUCUUCUGUGCCAUGGAUUCUCCAGAGGAUUUUGAACUGAUGAUGCCACUCAGCUUUGAGAGCCAACAGAAGGUGGUCGUCCCUGACCUCCACCCCACCUCACCGCCUUGUUUUUUCAUCCCUCCGCUGCCUCUGCUGUAAUCCGGGACUGACAGAGGGCAAGCAAAAAAAAAAAAGACGGUCGCUGUCAAAGAUUUCCUUUUCUUUCUUCUCUUUCAACUGGAAAAAACAGGGUGCUCCCGCUAUAAACUUUGGUUGUUUCCUUUUUGUUGUUUAUUUCUCCACCCUUGUUUGCUGGAUUAAUCGUUACACUCCUGUGGUAAACAGACGGAUGAAUGGAUGGAUGUCACUUCCUUCCGACUACUGAUUUACAAACAAACAAGACGUCUAUUUUUGAAGAGAAAACUCUAUAUGGAACAUUUUAAUUAUGUUUUUUUUUUUUUGUUUAUUCAUUUGUAUGUUUCUCCCCAUUUUCUCCUAUUCCUGGAUAUAUUUUUGUUUGUUUUGAUUCCUCUGAGGCUGUACUGAAUCCCACCCGACACAACAUCACAGACACUGCAAUAAAACACUGGAGUUUAUAAAGAGAAAAGACAAAAGCAUGUACAUUCACAUGCACACAAUGACAACAGUUGUGUUACUAUACUUCCUAGGAACGUUCAGUCACCUACUAAUAACAGUUCGUUUCCAUCCAAGCCGAAUCAGACAAUACUUAACUUUAUUGUAUUUAAUAUCAACUUAGCAGUUAUUCCUUACGUCAAAGAUAUUCAAUUAAGAGCUGAUAUUUUAUAGUUUAAACAUGGUUUCUUAGCUUAAUGUAUAAGCUUAAUUAUAAAUAGCUACAAAAUAGAAAUAUAACACAAAUGCAUAUUUUUUGGGGGGGCUCUAAAGUGUAAUACACACUGGUGUGGUUAUUAUUCUGGAUGCAGUGAGCUACAUUCAAAACCACCAAGUGAUAUUUAAAAUGAUUAGUGUGUCCACCACAUGUUAUCUAAUUGUUCUGGUUUUUUUUUUAUUAUAUUACCAAGACAUCUAAAGUGUAUGGUUAGUUUAUCAAAACUAAGAUUAUUUUAUAUUUUAAA